AUGGAGCUGACUCAGAAUCCUCUGGAGAAGAUCUGGGUGCCAUGGAUGAACAGCAGAUUGACAUGCAGGAGAGGCUCGUCAGUGCCACAGUUCACCAACUCUCCUACUAUGAUUGUGAUGGUUGGUCUGCCUGCUCGUGGAAAGACCUACAUCUCCAAGAAACUCACACGCUACCUCAACUGGAUUGGAGUUCCCACUAAGGUGUUUAAUGUGGGACAGUACCGUCGAGACGCUGUCCGCACCAAUAUGAGUUAUGAAUUCUUCCGGCCAGACAAUGAAGAGGCCAUGAGGAUUCGCAAAGCAUGUGCUCUGGCAGCGUUAAAGGAUGUCUGUUCUUACUUCACCCAAGAUCACGGACAGGUGGCGGUCUUUGAUGCCACAAACACGACGUUAGAACGCAGAGAGGUCAUUUUGAGCUUUGCCAAAGAGAACGGCUAUAAAGUCUUUUUUGUUGAGUCUCUUUGUGAUGACCCAGAAAUCAUUGCAGAAAACAUUAAGCAAGUGAAGCUGAGCAGUCCAGAUUACAUGAGCUGUGAUAAAGAGGAGGCCGUCGCUGACUUUCUGAAGAGGAUCGACUGCUACAAACUCACAUACGUUCCUCUGGAUGAUGACAGAGACAGGAAUCUGUCGUACAUUAAGAUCUUUAACGUGGGAAGCAGGUUUCUGGUGAAUCAGGUUCAGGAUCACAUUCAGAGCCGUAGCGUCUACUACCUGAUGAACAUUCACGUCACUCCUCGCACCAUAUACCUCUGUCGACACGGAGAGAGUGAGCUCAACCUUCGGGGACGCAUAGGAGGCGAUUCUGGUCUCUCGCCGGGGGGAAUGAGGUUUGCUGCUGUUCUGGGCGAGUACAUCCGAGGUCAGUGUAUCCCUGACCUGAAGAUCUGGACCAGUCACAUGAGAAGAACCAUCCAAAGCGCUGAAGCCAUUGGUGUACCUUACGAACAGUGGAAAGCCCUGAAUGAGAUCGAUGCAGGUGUGUGUGAGGAGAUGACGUAUGAGGAGAUUCAAAAUCAUUUUCCUGAGGAGUUUGCACUCCGAGACCAAGAUAAAUACCGCUAUCGCUAUCCAAAGGGUGAGUCGUAUGAGGAUGUGGUUCAGCGUUUAGAGCCUGUGAUCAUGGAGCUGGAGCGACAGGAGAAUGUGUUGGUCAUCUGUCAUCAGGCUGUCAUGCGCUGUCUGCUGGCAUACUUUCUGGACAAAAGUGCAGAUGAGCUGCCCUAUCUGAAGUGUCCGCUGCAUACAGUGCUGAAGCUCACACCUGUGGCCUACGGCUGUAAAGUUGAGUCAAUCUUUCUGAAUGUUGAAGCAGUGAACACACACAGAGAAAGACCAGCGAAUGUGGAUGUGGACAGAGAUCCAGAAGAUGCCCUUCAGACCGUACCAGAACACAGUUAA
Messenger RNA from Triplophysa rosa, 1398 nucleotides. RefSeq names its product 6-phosphofructo-2-kinase/fructose-2,6-bisphosphatase-like. Gene Ontology annotation, molecular function: fructose-2,6-bisphosphate 2-phosphatase activity; ATP binding; 6-phosphofructo-2-kinase activity. The transcript is spliced from 14 exons. The coding region runs from base 1 to 1398 and encodes 465 amino acids. The record is from RefSeq and is a predicted model, not a curated record. Gene Ontology annotation, cellular component: cytosol; 6-phosphofructo-2-kinase/fructose-2,6-biphosphatase complex. Lineage: Eukaryota; Metazoa; Chordata; Actinopteri; Cypriniformes; Nemacheilidae. Gene Ontology annotation, biological process: fructose metabolic process; fructose 2,6-bisphosphate metabolic process.